This is a messenger RNA of Parnassius mnemosyne (clouded apollo), 585 nucleotides long. The record is from the annotation of a GenBank genome assembly. NCBI's taxonomy places the organism in Eukaryota, Metazoa, Arthropoda, Insecta, Lepidoptera, Papilionidae.
AUGCUGAGCAACAAAACAACGAAAGUGCAGCAAACCAAUUCAAAAGCCGUUCACAAGAUGUCGCCAAUGGUAACAUGUGAAAUAUGUAAACAGAAAAUUGAAUCGAAAAAAGCAUUACUUUGUUCACGAUGCAAAAAAUAUUUUGAAUUUGACUGCACCGGUUACUCUGAAAAACUAUACUUGUUAAAAGACAUAGACUCGAGAAAAAAAUGGAUGUGCAAAAUAUGCAAAGAAAACUCAAAGCCAAGUCACACAGAGUCUUCUUUCGUUACAACGAGGAAAAAACCAUUUACGCCAGGAAUUGCCAAGAAAAACUCACCCGUCGUUACGCAAAUGCCAAUACAGUCGACACCAAAAAACACAUCAUGCCAUUCUGAAGACUCACAUGUACUUACCCUACAUAAUAUAUCUUUGGAUAACUCACCUUCAAUGUUAGACCAACUACUCUCAAGAAGUAUGUAUUGCACAGUUACAGACGCAAUCGAUGUUCAAGAAUUAAAAGAAACUAUUAACGGAUUACAAUUAGAAUUAGCUAGUACACAGAAGGAAUUGGAAAACUAUAUAUUAGAAAAUAACGCCCUUUGA